AUGGAAGCAGUGAGUAAAAGCCAACUACCCCAGGGUGGUACCGGCGACGCCGGAGAAUCCACCCCUAGGCAUAGCCUGGGCAGCCCCAUCGUAUCUGGGGGGGGGGGGGGGGGGGGGGGGGGGCAACACACUGCCUUGCGGCGACGUAACUGCGUCGUCGGUGGGUCCUGUAACAUCCGGGGACCAACAACGGGAACAGAAGAAGAGAUGAUGGAAACUGAGAUGGAGACAGAAGAAGAUUUCCUCCACCCUUCAGUUCCCCCAUCAAAAACAAGGGCAAAGAAAAAGUUGCCUAACCCGGAUGAGUUAUUACUGGAUCUGCAGUCUCAACCGAGUGGCAACAUUGAGGAACACAUAGAUCUUCAACUCCAGACCAUUGAAAAAGUAGCGGACCACUCGCGGAAUCUAAAAGGAAACUUCGUCCGUGGCUUAAGGCUAGCAGUGCGUAACGUUAAAGCCGCGGCCGUUGAACUCGCGCGGAGGUCAAUCACUGACGCUAAUGUAAUAAGGCUGGAAAAGGAGAAUGCAGAGUUGCGUUCUCAACUAUCCAGUCUUGCCUCGAAGUUGGAAAAACUCACAGAGGAGAUUAACCUUCUUCGUAGGCAAAACAGUGUUAGUGGCGAGACAAGUGCGUCACUUACACAGAAAUCACCUAAUGAUACCAUGAAAAUGGGUGAAGAGAAGGGACUUUUGGAACGUAUAGGGGUACUAAUAGAAAGCAAAAUAGCUGAUUUUGAGGCAAAGUUGUUUCCUGAUAGGGCGCUUCGACCCACGUUGGGAGCAAGGCCAAAGAUUACAUCUUUGGCUAACGAAUGUUCAGACAUAGAUCCUAGAGAACUACAGCCGCAACCACCAUCGUUGACGCAGUCUCAGAAGAGAAAUAAAAAGAAAAAGGCGAAGAAAAAGAAGUCUUCACCACCACCAGUGACAGAUUUGCCUCCGAAAGCUGCACCAUAUGUGCACUCAGAGGUAGAGACAGCGUCAAGAUCGUGGGUAGAUGUGGUCAAAAGAACAAAAAAUCAGCCGGUUACCAAUAUCUUGAAUAAAAAGCCUAAAGGCCCAAGGAAACCUCGCGCUCCUUCAUCUGCAGCUGUGACAGUGACAAUUCUAGAAGGCCCCUCCGUUACAUACGGAAAGUUAAUGGCGGAAGCAAAAUCAAAAAUUGCGUUGCUAAAGCUAGGCAUA
This is a messenger RNA of Iphiclides podalirius (scarce swallowtail), 1185 nucleotides long. NCBI's taxonomy places the organism in Eukaryota, Metazoa, Arthropoda, Insecta, Lepidoptera, Papilionidae. The record is from the annotation of a GenBank genome assembly.